Molecule: messenger RNA, 831 nt
Organism: Protopterus annectens (West African lungfish)
Lineage: Eukaryota; Metazoa; Chordata; Ceratodontiformes; Protopteridae
Gene: IFT27
Product: intraflagellar transport 27
Exons: 7
Coding region: 59-613 (184 amino acids)
Cellular component (GO): Golgi apparatus
Molecular function (GO): GTP binding; GTPase activity
Source: RefSeq, a predicted model, not a curated record
CAUACUAUAUGGAGGUGAUUGGAAAACAAGAUUAGCUUGUAAGGAAAGUAAAUGGCAGAUGCUGACUGAUUCUACAAGGAGUCCAGGAGAUGCAACUGUAGGGAAAAGUGCUUUAGCUGAAAUCUUCCAUAGCGAUGGGGCUCAUUUUCUGAAGAACUACACUAUGACCACAGGAGUUGAAAUGGUCACAAAAGUAGUUAAUAUUCCAGAAACUGCUGAUGCUGUGGAAAUAUUUAUUUUUGAUUCAGCAGGAAAAGAAAUUUUCUAUGGCACUCUUGAAAAACUGUGGGAGUUUCCUUCAUUGCUUUGCCUCGUGUACGAUAUCACAAGUGAAAAAUCCUUUAAGAGCUGUGCCAAGUGGUUAGAGAGGGCACGAGCUGCAGCUCAUGGCAUGCAGCUUCCAGGAGUACUAAUUGGAAACAAAACCGACCUUGCUGAACGGCGUGCUGUGGAAUUCAAAGAAGCACAGGAGUGGGCAAUGAAACAAGGCUUGGAUUACUUUGAGACAUCAGCUAAAGAGAUGGACAAUUAUGGUGCUCCCUUCCACAAGCUGGCUCAUUCUUUUCACCAGAUGUAUCAAGAAAGGGUAGAAUUAAUCCAGUCAAUCAUGUAGGUGUCACAGAACUGCUUGAAAGGACAUCUUCAUAAAACUGACAAUACACCAUUAAUACAGAAACAUGUAAAUGUGUGUCUUGCAUCAAUGUCACGGCCCAUGUUGCAUACCUGUUAACCCAUGGCUUGAUACGCAGCUUUUCAGGCUAAUAUAAUUAAUUAGCUUUAAUUUACAAAAAAGUUCAUCAUUACUAUGAAAUAAAACUGGAUUCCCAGUCA